Molecule: messenger RNA, 981 nt
Organism: Mandrillus leucophaeus (drill)
Lineage: Eukaryota; Metazoa; Chordata; Mammalia; Primates; Cercopithecidae
Product: glutathione S-transferase Mu 5-like
Exons: 1
Coding region: 65-580 (171 amino acids)
Biological process (GO): glutathione metabolic process
Molecular function (GO): glutathione transferase activity
Source: RefSeq, a predicted model, not a curated record
CUCUCAUAAAGUCUGAGCCCCGCUCGGCUGAGGCCUGUCUGCAGAAUCCGCACCAACAGGCACCAUGCCCAUGAUCCUGGGGUACUGGGACAUCCGCAGGCUGCCCUACUUGAUUGAUGGGACUCACAAGAUCACCCAGAGCAACGCCAUCCUGCGCUACAUUGCCCGCAAGCACAACCUGUGUGGGGAGACAGAAGAGGAGAAGAUUCUUGUGGACAUUUUGGAGAACCAGCUUAUGGACAGCCGCAUGGAGAUGGUCAGACUCUGCUUUGACCCAAAUUUUGAGAAACUGAAGCCAAAAUACUUGGAGGAACUCCCUGAAAAGCUAAAGCUCUACUCACAGUUUCUGGGGAAGCGGCCAUGGUUUACAGGAGACAAGAUCACCUUUGUGGAUUUCCUCGCCUAUGAUGUCCUUGACAUGAGGCGUAUAGUUGAGCCCGGCUGCCUGGACGCCUUCCCAAACCUGAAGGACUUCAUCUCCCGCUUUGAGGGUUUGAAGAAGAUCUCUGCCUACAUGAAGUCCAGCCGAUUCCACCGAGGUCUUUUGUUUGGAACGACAGCCACGUGGAACAGCACAUAGGGCCCCGUGAUGCCAGAAGAUGGGAGGGAAGAGCCGACCCUUCUGCCUGUGACCCUGGAGAACAGCCCGACUCCCUGGACCCACCUUCUUUCUUUCUCCUUGUUUCUACUCUCUUCUCUUCCCCAAGGCCUCAUUGGCUUCCUUUCUUCUAACAUCAUCCCUCUGUGCAUCAAGGCUCUUUAAAGCUUCAGCUCCCCACCGUCUUCCAUCAAAGUCCCCCUCCUAACGUCUUUCUUUUCCUGCACUAACGCCAACCUGACUGCUUUUCCUGUCAGUGCUUGUCUGUUCUUUGAGAAGCCAGACUGACCUCUGAGCUCCCUAGCACUGUCCUCAAAGACCAUCUGCAUGCCCUGCUCCCUUUGCAAGGUCCCUACCCCAGCCCUGUGUGAUGCCCAGUAAAG